AUGGCGGUCCUGAGAGUGUGGGGAGGCCAGCCUUCCCUCGAAACCAGGAGCCUGGCAACGAACCCUGCGCCCAAGAGUUCGGACCUGAAACCUUCUAGCUGGAGAGUGCCCAGCAAAAGCUGGGGCCUUCUGGUGGAAGUGAAGCCCGCCAACGCCUGCCAGCCCGUCGAGGCCCCUCCGGAGGCAUCCAACACAAGCGGCUUCAUUGCCCUCAUCCGGAGAUACGACUGCCACUUUGAUGCCAAGGUGUACCACGCCCAGCAGGCUGGGUACGCGGCCGCCAUUGUGCACAAUGUGGGUUCUGACGACCUGCUCCACAUGGUCUGGGAUGACGAGGAACUCCGCAAACGCAUCACUAUCCCUUCCGUGUUCAUUGGGGAGAGCGCAGCCAAAUUCUUGCGCAAUUACUUCACCUAUGAGAGAGGGGCUCACGUCGUCUUGAUCCCGGAGUACAUCUUCCCCCUGGGCUAUUACCUCAUCCCUUUCACGGGCGUGGUGGGCAUCGUGAUCGCUGUGAUGUGCACCAUCCUGAUUGUGCGCUGCAUCCAGCAUCGGAAGCGGUUGCGGAGGAACCGCCUGUCGAAGGAGCAGCUGAAGAAGAUCCCCGUCCACAAGUACAAGAAAGGAGACGAGUACGACGUCUGUGCCAUCUGCCUGGAGGAGUACGAGGACGGUGCCCGGCUGCGCAUCCUGCCCUGCUCCCACGCCUACCACUGCAAGUGUGUCGACCCCUGGCUGACGCAGACCAAGAAGACCUGCCCGGUGUGCAAGCAGCGCGUGAUCCGGUCGGCCGAGGACUCCGACUCGGAGGGUGAGGAGGGGGCGGACCGGCCCCCGCCUCCCAGAGGCGAGGAGGAGGAGGAAGAGGAGCAGGACUCCGAGCGCACCCCCCUGCUGCGUGCCUCGCCCCCCGGGGCGGCCCCGGGCCCCUCCUUCGGCAGCACGGCCCAGUCCCCCCUCCCCUGCCUGGAGGAAGCGGGCGAGCAGGGGCCCAGCAGCACCUGGGAGGGGGACGCUCCCCAGGGCCCCCCUCGACCUCUGCGGGUCUAGCCUCUCCCGCCCCCACCACUCAGGCCGCCCUGGCCUCACACUGGGGGGUGGGGGCCGACCCCCCCUCAGGCAGGGACCCUCUGCGUUCACCACUGAGCUUCCCGUCUGUUUUAACCUUUUAUCCAGGGGCGGGUGGAGUGUUCGGGAGCUAGCCCUUGCCCCUCUUGGGGAGGGAAACCGGAAGAGGAGGGGGGGGAGUUGCUUAGGCAGCAGGGGAAGGGGGGAGGCUCAGAGAGCACUGGGUGUCUCCCCCUGUGGGGAAAGCAGAACGCUCCCCG
This is a messenger RNA of Gekko japonicus, 1328 nucleotides long. RefSeq names its product ring finger protein 167 (gene RNF167). The coding region runs from base 1 to 1050 and encodes 349 amino acids. NCBI's taxonomy places the organism in Eukaryota, Metazoa, Chordata, Lepidosauria, Squamata, Gekkonidae. The transcript has 8 exons. Gene Ontology annotation, biological process: positive regulation of DNA-templated transcription; protein ubiquitination; ubiquitin-dependent protein catabolic process. The record is from RefSeq and is a predicted model, not a curated record. Gene Ontology annotation, molecular function: ubiquitin protein ligase activity. Gene Ontology annotation, cellular component: cytoplasm; nucleoplasm.